AUGGAAUCCCGAACGAACAAACGCAAACGAGUCCCUGACCCUGCUGAUCAAGAAUGGGUCAAACCUGCCAAUGUCCCCAAAGAGUUACGAGAUUGCGUUGCCAGCCUUGCAUCGACAGUGAAUACCCUCCAACAAUCAGUCAAUGUACUCAAGGAUGCGACUGCCGAUUCCGGACGUUUACGGCGUGUAGUGGCAUUUGAAAAGAAAUACGAGGUUGUCUCUGAAAAUGAGAUCCGUGAUGCUCGUGCCGAUCUUGAAGCCACGAUACGACCCAAAGCUGAAGAGAUUCUUGCCGAGAUAAGGAAACAGUUGAAAGCAAUGGCGCAGGAAGAAGAGGAACUACAAGCAAAGGUGGAUCAACAGGCUGAACAAGUAGAACAAAUGCGCCAACAACAACAACAACAACAGGCAUCCACAUCUCCACCACCGCCGCCGCCACCACCAGCAUCAUCAGCGACUCCAGAUAAAAGACCUCAAUUGACCCAGCGUUUGGAACAACUCAAGCUUCAUGUCAAGAAUGAAAAGCAGCGAUUGGACCAAUUAACGAAGGAGGCAGCAGAAAAGGAGAAGCGAUCGCAUUAUUACAAGACACAUAUGGCAACAAAGGAAAUGAAAGAAAAAGUCUCAUCCACGCCAUCAUCAUCUCAAGCACCUUCCACUGUAUCAAGACCAUCCAUGACACCCGAGGUAAUAUAUACCCUUCACCCUACUUCAAAGCCAACCCAAUCCAACCAUGAUGAUGCUAGGAAUCACGCAUGUUCAAACGGAAAUGGAACAAAUGCUUAA
This is a messenger RNA of Lichtheimia ornata, 786 nucleotides long. RefSeq lists its product as uncharacterized. Gene Ontology annotation, cellular component: spindle microtubule; DASH complex. The transcript has 7 exons. The record is from RefSeq and is a predicted model, not a curated record. Gene Ontology annotation, biological process: attachment of spindle microtubules to kinetochore. Bases 1 to 786 code for a protein of 261 amino acids. NCBI's taxonomy places the organism in Eukaryota, Fungi, Mucoromycota, Mucoromycetes, Mucorales, Lichtheimiaceae.